Molecule: messenger RNA, 936 nt
Organism: Saprolegnia parasitica CBS 223.65
Lineage: Eukaryota; Oomycota; Saprolegniomycetes; Saprolegniales; Saprolegniaceae
Exons: 6
Coding region: 1-936 (311 amino acids)
Biological process (GO): protein import into peroxisome matrix
Cellular component (GO): cytosol; peroxisomal matrix
Molecular function (GO): protein binding
Source: RefSeq, a predicted model, not a curated record
AUGUUUGUCCAGCCGCGGCAAGGGAUCGCCGACUUCAGCUGCUACGCGGUCGAGUUCUCGCCCUUCCACGAGCACUGGCUUGCGGUCGGGAGCGCGCAGUACUUUGGCAUCAUCGGCAACGGACAGCAGCUCGUGCUGGAGCUGCAGGCCAGCGGCGACCUCACGCCUAUGCGCGCCUUUGAUACGCAAGACGGCGUCUACGACGUGGCGUGGAGCGAGACGCAUGCGUCGCAGCUCGUGAGCGCGUGUGCAAACGGCCACCUCAAGCUUUGGGACGUCACGACGACCGACGGGUUCCCGAUCCAGACGUUCGCCGAGCAUGCAAUGGAAGCGAGUAGCGUCAACUGGAACAUGGGCGACCGACAGCACUUUUGCUCCGGCAGCUGGGACUCGACCGUCAAGGUCUGGACGCCGACGCGACCCCACUCGAUUGCGACGCUGCAAGGCCACACCGGCCCCGUCUACAACGCCGUGUGGUCGGUCCACGCCAACUCAAUGAUUGCCUCGUGCUCGGGCGACGGCGCGGUGCGGCUAUGGGAUCUCAACUCGGGUGCGUCCGUGUGCCGCAUCGCCGCCCACGCCCAAGAGGUCCUCGCCUUGGACUGGAGCAAGUACGACCCGAACCAACUCGUGACAGGGUCGGUCGACGGAAGUCUCAAGAUCUGGGACAUUCGCAACCCCGAGAUGGAGGUCCGCGUUCUGCGCGGCCACCAGUACGCGGUGCGCAAGGUCAAGUUCUCGCCGCAUGCGCCCGACGUUGUCGCGUCGGCGUCCUACGACAUGUCGGUGCGGCUCUGGGACACCAAGGCGCUGCAUCCCCAGACGCGAGUUUGCAUCGACUUUAGCCUUUUUGUCCCUGGUUUGUUGGCGUCAUGCUCGUGGGACCGACGCAUUGUCAUGUGGAACACGCAUGGCGGUCCACCGCGCUUCCGCUAA